AUGGAGUUAGAAAAACGACUGAAAUUUUUGAACAGGCCAACAAUCAAAACAGUUAAGAGCAAUAACAAUAGUGAGCAAAUUAAAGCAAGCUACAUGCCUUCUUAUGGAUAUAAGCGUGCAAUAGCUCAAAUUCCAAAAGAUCCCAAUACAAAGUUUACAGGAGCUGGUAUGGCAACUAAUGUGUACAAUCCUCACGUUGAAGGCAAACAACAUAGUGGUUGUCGAUUAAGAAUUCAAAAAGGAACAUAUAUUUUACAAGUUGGUUGGAGAUAUCAUUGUUUCGUAUUUCAGGUAGAUCCAACACUAUACGGGGAUAAUACAACGAGACUUUUUAUACAUUUUCAGGCAGGUAAAUUCAAUUGUUUCAAUACAUUAUGCCCAGGCUUUGUACAAGUAAACACCAAAAUACCUCUUGAUAUUUCAUUGGAGGGAGUUCUUUCACAACGUGGAGGGACGAAAUUGGAGUUAUUAAUGUACAUUUAUAUGGAUCCAGACGAUGGAAACUGGUGGCUUCUAUUGGGAGAAAGCUAUAAACAAAUUGGUUUUUGGCCGCAUAUUAUCUUCACAGAGUUAACAAAUUUUGCUAUAAGUAUAGAGUGGGGAGGAGUUACAUAUAAUCCACCAGGUGUACCCGAACCUCCAAUGGGCUCAAGCUAUUUUCCUGUUGAAAAUUCUAGUUUUGACGGAUUUUGUAGGAGCAUUGCAAUUUCAAAUGAGAAAGGAGUUUCCGUUGGAAAAGAUAAUAUAAUUUGGCGUACUGAUAAUAUUUUUGCGUAUAAGGUUGUAUUUAAAAAACUUUUGGAAGGUUUAGACUCUUUUACUUAUGUUUUUUAUGGUAAUAGUGCACAAAUAUAA
Molecule: messenger RNA, 855 nt
Organism: Solanum stenotomum
Lineage: Eukaryota; Viridiplantae; Streptophyta; Magnoliopsida; Solanales; Solanaceae
Exons: 6
Coding region: 1-855 (284 amino acids)
Source: RefSeq, a predicted model, not a curated record